AUGACAUCUCAAACAGUCGUAGAUUUGGAGCUGGUCGCUGCGAGGUGGGAUGCGGAUCGGUGUUUCGAGCUAGACAGCGAGUUUCAUCCCUUCUUCACAUGGCCGGAGGCGAUAGAAGAACCUUCUCGCGGGGCUGUGGAAGAACUUAGUAGUGCGAGAUGUCCUUCAGCUGUCCAAGUUAGCUAUACCUCCCCGACCAAAGUUCGAAACAUCGAUCCGUUGGCGGGUGAGAAAAUCUCAUCACGAGCAACAGAAGCAUCUGAACAUCUCUCAGGACAAGCGACAGAAUCCUCCUUCGGGGGCCUCCGCACACAGCUACCCACUGAAGCACAACCAGAUUCCGAACUACAAUCGACUUUCACCACCAAUAUGUUCUUCACGCCUCCAACUCAACCCUCUACAACCAUGACGCCUCAAUCAAACCUCUCUUGCCCCAAUGAUUUUUCCGCUCGAGGUUCCAGCCUCUCAGACGCUAGUCCUCCUAUAAGAGCAUAUCAGAGAUUCCUCGCGCAAGAGCUCGAAAAUGCCCGACAGUUCGCCUGGUAUCUCGAGCGUCAAAUGUCCGUCCUGGAGUGGAGGGUUUCGCACCUUGAAAGCGUUGUACAGCAGCUGACGUGCUAUAUGUAA
Sphaerulina musiva SO2202 is the source of this 627-nucleotide messenger RNA. RefSeq lists its product as uncharacterized. Lineage: Eukaryota; Fungi; Ascomycota; Dothideomycetes; Mycosphaerellales; Mycosphaerellaceae. The record is from RefSeq and is a predicted model, not a curated record. Bases 1 to 627 code for a protein of 208 amino acids. The transcript has a single exon.